AUGCUGUACACAGUCUGCCGGAAAUCAAAGGAUGAAAAGAAGAAGUGGUUUCUUUUCUGAAACCCGUUAGUAGUUUUGCUGUUUUUCUGUGUCGAUCGAACUGGAAGACGGUUGUUUUGUGUCGUCGUGUCCCAGAUAAAAUUUUGAGCUGUUGAAGUAACAAUGUCUGGAGCUGAGGGUUUGAGAGAGUUGAUCAUCGAGCGACUAACUGCUGCUGCUGAAGAAAUAUUCGCACUCUUUGAAAGAACUGUCGUCCAGUACGAGGAAGAGAUCGAUCGCCAGCGCAGACUGCUGGAUAUCACCUGGAAACCUGAGAUAAAGUUACACAGAAUAGACCUCCCACAGCAACAUGUAUGUAUGGAGGAGGAGUUUCUUACUGAGCAGCAGCUCUGUAACCAGGAGAGAAAAUCCAGUCAGGAUCAGGAGGGGCUAGAACCUUCACAGGUAAAAAAGGGACAGGAGGAACCAGAACCCCAACAGGUGAAAGAGGAACAGGAGGAACCAGAACACCCAGAGGUGAAAGAGGAACAGAAGGAACAAGAACCCCCACAGGUGAAAGACGAACAGGAGGAACCAGAACCACCACAGAUUAAAGAGGAACAGGAGGAACUGUGCAGCAGUCAGCAAGAAGAACAUUUUGUUUUGAACUAUGAGACUGAUUCCCUUAUGGAGACUCCUACUGAUGAGGAAAGUGAGCACAGUGAACCAGAACCAAACAGCUAUCAUCUCCUCUGUCAGAGCUCUGCUGUGUCUGAGAGCCCAGAUCAGGAAGGAAGCAACCAUGUAGACUCAGGAUCAACUGGAAAUGCAGAGCUGAAUCGAAAGAAGAGACAUCACAGAGACAAAAGCCACUGUAACAAUGUAGACAACUCUUCCAUAUCAGAGAGUCAGUGUCAUACUGAUACAGGUAAAAAGGUAACAUGUGUCACAUGCAUUUCCUGUGCAACACAUUUUAAGAACAAGUUAGGAAUGAAAAGACGUUACAGACUCUACACAGGUGAGACGCCUUGUCAUUGCAACACAUUAUCUGAAAGUUUCAUGAAGAGAAAUUAUUUAAUUUCACACACAAGAAGUCAGACGGGUGUAAAACCAUAUCCUUGCAAACCAUGUGGGAAACGUUUCAAUCAAAUCGUUGACUUGAAAAAGCACAUGAGGAAUCAUACAGGUGAGAAGACGCACACUUGUGAGACAUGUGGUAAAAUCUUCAAUCGGAGUACUUAUUUAAAAAAGCACAUGAGGGUUCACACAGGUGACAAGCCGUACGGUUGUGAGACAUGUGAUAAAACCUUUACUGAACAAGGUAAUUUAAGAAAGCACAUGAAGAUUCACACAGGUGAGAAGCCCUACAGUUGUGACACAUGUAGUAAAACCUUCAGUCGACGUUCUCAUUUAACUCGUCACAUGAGGACUCAUACAGGUGAGAAGCCAUACAGUUGUGAGACAUGUGGUAAAAGCUUUAGUCAAAGUACUACUUUAACAGAACACAUGAAGACUCACACAGGUGAGAAGCCGUACUGUUGUGACACAUGUGGUGAAAUCUUCGCUGAAAGAACUACUUUAAAAAGGCACAUGAGGACUCACAUAGGCGAGAAGCAGUACGGUUGUGACACAUGUGGUAAAACCUUCAGUCGCAAUAGUAUCUUAACUCAACACAUGAGGAUUCACACAGGUGAGAAACCUUAUGGAUGUGACACAUGUGGUAAAGCCUUCAAUCGACGUUCUCAUUUAACUGCUCACGUGAGGACUAAUGCAUGUGAGAGGAAGUACGGUUGUGAAACAUGUGGCAAAACGUUCAAUAAAAGAAAUACUUUUACCGGUCACAUGAGGACUCACACAGAUGAGAAGAUGUUCAGUUGUGACACAUGUGGUAAAAGCUUCAGUCGACGUUCUCAUUUAACUAUUCAUGUGUGGACUCACACAGGUGAGACAAAGUACAGUUGUGAAACAUGUGGCAAAACAUUCAGCCAAAGAAGUACUUUAACUAAUCACAUGAGGACUCACACAGGUGAGAAACCAUACUGUUGUGAAACAUGUGGCAAAACCUUCAGUCAAAGAAGUAAUUUAACUGAUCACAUUAGGACUCACACAGGUGAGAAGCCAUACGGUUGUGACACAUGUGGCAAAACCUUCAGCCGCAAUAGUAUCUUAACUCAACACAUGAGAAUUCACACAGGUGAGAAGCCAAACAGUUGUGACACAUGUGGCAAAACCUUCAAUCGGAGUGCUCAUUUAACUUUUCACAUGAGGAUUCACACACGUAAGAAUCUGUUGUCCUGAAGCAUCUGUGUCCAAAAAUAGCUGAGUUUAAAAAGAUCAUGUCAGAUUUUUUUCAGGUUUAUCUUUGUUGCAGAAAUCUGCUUAAAGAAUGGAAAAGUGGUGUUCAUUUGUGUACCGAUACUUUUUACUGUAAUGCUGACUCUAACGGUAGUAACCGGACCAUCAGUUUUUCACCUGCAUGGAUGGAAGUGAACCUUCAAAAUGCUGGAGUAGCUGUACUUCACCUCAAAAGAUGCAGACUCGGCAACCUGCAACCAAUCCUGAAAAGCAUUAUUGUGCAAGGGAGAAAAACAUGGAAUUUGAUUAAAAAUGUGACGAAGCA
Molecule: messenger RNA, 2599 nt
Organism: Mugil cephalus (flathead mullet)
Lineage: Eukaryota; Metazoa; Chordata; Actinopteri; Mugiliformes; Mugilidae
Product: gastrula zinc finger protein XlCGF57.1-like
Exons: 2
Coding region: 163-2277 (704 amino acids)
Biological process (GO): regulation of transcription by RNA polymerase II
Molecular function (GO): DNA-binding transcription factor activity; RNA polymerase II cis-regulatory region sequence-specific DNA binding
Source: RefSeq, a predicted model, not a curated record